This is a messenger RNA of Fusarium keratoplasticum, 507 nucleotides long. RefSeq lists its product as uncharacterized. The transcript is spliced from 2 exons. The record is from RefSeq and is a predicted model, not a curated record. Gene Ontology annotation, cellular component: ribosome; mitochondrial large ribosomal subunit. Bases 1 to 507 code for a protein of 168 amino acids. Gene Ontology annotation, molecular function: structural constituent of ribosome. Gene Ontology annotation, biological process: translation. Lineage: Eukaryota; Fungi; Ascomycota; Sordariomycetes; Hypocreales; Nectriaceae.
AUGCGCCUGCUCGCCCCCCGAACCCUAUCUGCAGGGUGUCAGGCUCUCCUCCAGAGACCUGUGCCUCUCGUCCAGCGAUGUGCCUACGCCUCGGCCAGCCAGCCCACCUUCAAGACGCACGCCGGAUACAGGACCAAUCCCCUCGAUAAGCCCGUCAACCCGAACAAGAAGAGCAAGAUCCCCUACAAGGACCGCCCCAUGAAGCGCUCCUUUGCUCCCUUGCCGACCAAGACCGAGGAGCAGCUCGCCGCCGCAUUCCCCUACAUCGUUCGCCGCACACCAUACUCUCAGCUUCCCGUCUACCAAAAGUGGAUGUCUGGUGGCAACCGGGUGAUUGUCUUGAUCAAGAAGGUUGACGGCGACCGCACAAGGCUGGUGGAGGAUUUGGCCACGGCGUUGGAGGUUAAGCGGUCCGAUAUCCGAUUGAAUCCAACGACACAGCAUAUCGAGAUCAAGGGGCAGUACUUUAAGCCGGCAAUGGACUGGUUGCUAAACGCGGGCUUUUAA